UACAAUGCAGGAAUCUCAGCUAAAGCAUCCAUGACAGAUGGCCAUCCAGCUUCUGCUUAAAAACCUCUAAGGAAGGAGAUUUCUGUAGCAAAUCCUACUCUUACAGUGCAAUCUUUAAUUUGUAUGUAUACUGCCUUGAAGCACUGGUUAAAAGUGGGAACAACAAGAACAGUAAAACAUAGAAGAUACCCAACAGUAUACCAUGAUUUCUUUGACUCUAGGAAGUUCAGGGUGGUGGACAUGAUUGGGCUGACAGGGAAAGACUGGUCCAUGGUUAUUCAAUGAGAUUUACGACUAAGUAAGGAUUUAAUCCAAGGUCUGCCCAGUCUAACUCUCAGGCCACUGGCUACCAUGAGGUCCAAUGAGGAAAGUCUCUCUCCAUUGUCUUUCAGAAUGUCUUGGAAUUCACUAAAUGGGGAUGACUUGCGGCGCCCCAAUAUACGAAGAGCUUCGAGCCUCACUUCCAGUAGCCAGGGGAGCUAUGAAACCCCAGAAAUGGGGGAACUCCAACGCAUGUUGUGGUCGCCCAUUCCCUGCCGUGGCAACGUCAACGAAGUCUGGCCUAACCUCUACAUUGGAGAUUUAUAUAUAGCCCGUGAUAUAGAACAGCUUCGCCGAAUGGGUAUCACCCACAUAGUAAAUGCCGCUGCUGGAAGGUUCCAUAUUGACACAGGGGCCAAAUUCUACAAAGACCUGCCUGUGGAUUACUAUGGAGUUGAAGCGGACGAUGACCCAAAGUUUGAUCUCAGCAUUUACUUCCACCCAGCUGCUAAGUAUAUAAGAGCAGCGCUGAACUCUCCCAGAGGCAAAGUCCUAGUUCACUGUGCCAUGGGCAUAAGCCGCUCCGCCACCCUUGUGCUUGCCUUUUUGAUGAUCUGCGAAAACAAGACCCUCGUGGAUGCGCUAAAGUCCGUGCGGGAACACAGAGGAGUCUGCCCAAACUCUGGUUUCCUCAGCCAGCUCCGAGAACUUGACAUCCGGUUAACCAGUGAAAGGGGACAGUCAAGAGGUGAUGCCUUGGUGGGUGCCCUGUGCUGUGGCUCAAGACGAAGCGGAAAGUCAGAGGGACAAAAGGAGGCAAAUACCUGAACUCUGAGUCUGUGUUAGAAGAGGUGUCUGGGUAGUGAAAUGAAAAGAGUUAAGUAUUUCUUUGAUGUUAGAAACUAAGUCAAGAUUAAAGGCCUGCCAGGCAUUUGGCA
Molecule: messenger RNA, 1199 nt
Organism: Zootoca vivipara (common lizard)
Lineage: Eukaryota; Metazoa; Chordata; Lepidosauria; Squamata; Lacertidae
Source: RefSeq, a predicted model, not a curated record